This is a messenger RNA of Leucoraja erinaceus (little skate), 4381 nucleotides long. RefSeq names its product RNA sensor RIG-I (gene rigi). The coding region runs from base 228 to 2978 and encodes 916 amino acids. Gene Ontology annotation, cellular component: cytoplasm. The transcript has 18 exons. Lineage: Eukaryota; Metazoa; Chordata; Chondrichthyes; Rajiformes; Rajidae. Gene Ontology annotation, molecular function: single-stranded RNA binding; double-stranded RNA binding; ATP binding. The record is from RefSeq and is a predicted model, not a curated record.
CUUCUUAUUAACAGAUGUGAAUGUCGGUGUAUAUUAAAUCUCCAACCUCCGAUUCUCAAAGCUGCAGCGGCUUGGUUCUCGUUUACUGGAAGUUGCGCAGUUGGAGGCGGGGACUCUGCGUGUAUAAAACAGCUCAGCUGCGGAGAAACUCCAGCGAGCUGUAGGCGGAGAGGUUGCAACGUCGGCUCAAAUCAAUAUUCGAUUUAUAUUAAUCAAAGAGAUUUAAAAUGACCGCAGUUGACAGAGAAAAUUUGAAGCAAUGGGAAAGCUAUAUCAUCGGCAUUCUGCGGCCGAGUUACAUCCACGCGUUUCUCGUAGAUUUUCUACCGCAGGUUAAGGUUGAAGAGAUUUUAUCCCUGGAAGAAAAGUCUUGCACAACUUCUGCAGAACGCUUUUUUGAAUCCUUGAUUAAAUUGGAAGAAGCAGGAUGGUAUCGAGCAUUUUUAGAUCAACUUAGAGCUGUGGGUUACACUGGUCUGCUCAAUGCCAUGGAGACUUUUGAUUUUUCUGAAAUUGAAAAGCUGCGGGAAUAUAAAGACCUUUUGAAUCGCAUUUCUCCAACGAUUGUUUCUAACAUAAAACCGAAUGAAGUACUUAAUUCCAUGAAAUGCCUGCUACCCAGAGAAAAUGAAGAGAUUCGCAAGGUCUCUGAAUCCAAGGGCGAUACAGCAGGAGCAGAGAAGUUACUCGAUUGUUUGCAAAGAUCAGAUCAAUCACAAUUCUUCAAGGAGUUUCAGAUAGCUAUGGACACAUACAACUAUGAUGCAGUGACAAAUCUUUUAUCUUCAGAUGCAGAUGGUUUAUCUGAUUGCUCUGCAACCACAGAGUCUGUCAUGCAAUAUUCAGAGGAGCCAGAAGACAUGGAUACUAGCAGUGCACCAAUCAUCCAUACACCAAACAGCCAACAAAUUUCAAAUGACUUUAAACGUAUGGAAUUGAGAGCAUAUCAAGAGGAGCUUUCAGAAAGUGCAAUUGAUGGAGACAACACUAUUAUUUGUGCCCCUACAGGGUCUGGAAAGACUAUAGUUGCCCUCCACAUUGUUGAGCGUCACCUCAUGGACAGUGCUGACCAGAAUAAAAGGAAAGUUGGAUUCAUGGCCACAACGGUUCCUGUCUUUCAGCAGCAGUUGGAAUUGUUUAAGAACCACUUCGAGAUGACCAAGUUCAAAGUGUAUGGAAUAUGUGGCGACGUGGCAGGCAACUGUCCUGUGGAGAUGUUCGUCGAGAUGAACGAUAUCAUAAUCCUGACACCGCAGAUUCUGCUGAAUUUCCUCCAAGUUGGCUAUAUUUCUUCACUUUCCAUCUUCACCCUGCUAAUAUUUGACGAAUGCCACAAUACAACAAAAAAUCAUCCUUACAACGUUUUAAUGAGGAAAUAUCGGGAUCUCAAAUUGGGCCUGGUUGCAAGUGCAUUUCCACAGAUUGUCGGGCUGACGGCAUCAAUUGGAGUUGGCGAUGCUGGCUCUGUCAAAGAUGCAAUGAGUUAUAUUUUGCAAAUUUGUGCCAAUCUUGAUGCUGAAAACAUAUCAACUGUAAACAGGAAUGGGGAAGAACUAAAGAAACAUGUUUAUUCUGCAAUUAAAGAAACGAGGAAGGCUGCCGUGCGUACAAAGAAUCCGUUUGCAGACAUUAUCCGUCAGAUAAUGGUUCAAGUUGAGGACAUGGCCAAGAGUAUUUACAACAUCGAUGGUCUGUCGAACAUCAAGAAUCAAAAUCGUGGGUCUCAGAAGUACGAGCAGUGGAUCAUUGAAGUGCAGAAAAGGUGCAAAGUUCUCCAAAUGGCGGAUAUGGAGAAGGAGCGGAAGACUUGUCGGGCUCUUUUCACAUACACUGAGCACUUGCGGAAAUACAAUGAUGCUGUCAUUAUCAACGAUGAUGCACGUACCAAAGAUGCAGUAAAAUACCUGGGGUCUUUCUUCAAUAAUGUGAAGGGAGGUGGAUAUGAUGAGACAGAACAGAUACUUACAGCGUUAUUUGAAGCAAAGGAAGAGCAAAUACUAAGAAUUGAAGCUGACCCAACUAAUGAAAAUCCCAAGUUGACUGAAGUCAGGAAGAUUCUGACUGAGGAAUACCAGAAAAAUCCAAUGACCAAGACCAUCAUGUUUGUCAAAACCAGAGCUCUUGCUGAUGCAUUGAAAAAUUGGUUGAAAGAAUCGGAGAUGCUGUCAUUCUUACAACCUGCAUUGUUGUUGGGUCGAGCAAAGAGCACAGGAAUGACUUUACCCUCACAAAAAGAAGUGUUGACUUCCUUUAGAGAGGAUUCUGGAAACAAAAUCCUUGUGGCGACAUCUGUUGCUGAUGAGGGAAUUGACAUUGCAAAGUGUAACCUUGUACUGUUAUAUGAAUAUGUGGGAAAUGUUAUAAAAAUGAUCCAAACAAGAGGCCGUGGAAGAGCAGAAAACAGCAAGUGCAUCCUUAUUACCAGCAAGGAAGAUCAGAUAGACAAAGAAAUGGUCAAUUCUGCACAGGAAGCAAUGAUGUACAGAGCUAUAAAGGACUUGCAACAAUUGGGUCAGGCAACAUUUAUCACAAAGAAAAACACGAUUCAAGCAGAAGAUAAAAUGAUGGAAAUAAAGAAUAAUGAAAAUACUGAUAAGGCAGCUGAAAGCUAUAAGCUCCUUUGCGCAAAGUGCAAGAUGUAUGCAUGCUUGUCUGAUGACAUAAGAAAAAUUGAGCACGCACAUCACGUAGUUAUUGACAAAACAUUCUCGACCAGAUAUCAAACUCGACCUCACAGAAAUCCAGUGCAGAUUGGUUCUAUGCAGAAGAGAGAAAAAUUGCACUGUAAGGAUUGUAGCCAUGAUUGGGGAAUCACUGCAAAUUUCAACCCGUUUAAAGAUCUACCAGUAAUUAAAUGCGACAGCUUUGUUUUCCAUCAUGUCCGUAGUGGCAGCCCACAGAUUGUGAAGAAAUGGAAGGACGUCCCAUUUUCAAUCAAGACAUUUAAUAAUGCUGAAUUUCGUCAAGAAAUUGUAUAGGAAAAACAUCUCAUGUCAAUUUCCUUUUAGGAUGAUAUUCUUAAUUCAACAGAAUGUUGUAGACCUCAGAAGAGGAAUGAAGACAGUGAGAAGAAUUUAUCAAUAAAAUCUGUCAACAAGACAUUGGAAAUUUAAUUCAAAAUCUAAUCAUUAAUGGUCACUUUUAACUAUCGAUUUCCAAAUAAUCUGCAUAUUCAAAAUUUUCAAAGAUAUAUAAAUACAGGCACCUCACUUUUUAUGCAGGAUAUACGUGCUUGAAAAGUGGCGUGUAAUUAAAAAAAUGUGUAAAUUAAACAUGCGACUACACUGUCAGCAGCAAAUUUAAGCAUUUAAAUCAAGCUUUAUUAUUUAAGGACCAAAUGCAUUAUUUCAAAAACACAUAUAUCAGCCAUGUAAAAUGCAAAGUGCCUGUACUUUCUUUCAAUUUCAUCUAUAAGCUUGCAUUUCUCUCUGGAAUAAUGUACUGAUAAAUACAUCAGAACAUGGAGCACAAUAACUAAGAUAUCAUGCACUUUGUCAAAAUGUUGCUUUGGCAAUCAUACAGUUGUUGAUCAAUGGUAAAGCUGAUAUUUUAAUUCUGUUGACAAAUAAAUGUAGAUUACUAAUAAAUCUAGUAGAAAAUUUUAAAUACUUGUGAGUGGGCAAUACGUAGACAAUGGGGAGUGGUUGUCAAAUAGAUAUUUAAGAAAGUAGAUAAAUGCACACAAAUAAAUGGGUUGACGUGGGUUAAGUAAGGUCUGUGUGGAUCAUCGGCCAGUUUGGCAUCUUUAAGUUAUGUACAUUUUAUGAAUGUAUGAAUGCAAUGCUUUAAAAAAAAAUGCUUGAAGUUUUAGCAAUAUUUGGACAUUAGCCAUUUAGAGGUGUGUGUUGAAUUUACUCUGCUGCUUCACUGAAUUAAAAUGCACAACUGAUUUAAGUGACAAAUUACUAUGUUGUAACUAGAAAUAGUGGUUGUAGGCCAUGCACAAGAGAUGCUUACACUAGGGUACUGUAGUUUUUCAAUUAAAAAACCCAUUCAUGUCCUUUGAAGCAGUACACUCCAAACAAGGAAGGUGUAUUAAGAGUAGAGUGGUAUAUUUUUGAAAAAGAUAUUAGAAAAGCAUAAAAUAUCACCAGUGGACAAGAUAAAAGAAAAUUCUGAUGUACUUAAUUUAAACAUUAAGAGCAAGAUGGUAACCAGCAAAAUAGUUCAUUAGGGACCAAAGUUGCAUCUGUGUGAGAGGAGCCUGAAGGUGUAUGUGAGGUCUAAAAUGAAUUCUUCUCACUUGUACUAACAGGAUAUUGUGGCUGAAGACUUCACUGGGGGAGGGGGGACUAUGUAUAAACACAGCUGUAAUUUCAACAUGGUGAAACCAGAAUGUAUAAAAGUGACCUUUAUUAAAAUCUGACAAUGUGCACUUUAA